AGCGCAUCUUCACCGAGCUUUGAUUGUCUCAACGCCUCAUUUCCCGACCCCUAUGCACCGCGGUUCUAUCAGUAAGUUUCUCACACGUGGUUUAAUGCAACGUAUCAGGCCCCAUUCUCAACGACGGCAGGCUAAAGCAAUCGAUAGGCAUGCACUGUCAGUUGUAGUCUCUGCGAAGUCAAGUUGACGAGUUACAGUUGCUCCUUUGAUACGGAUGUGGUUCAAUCCUGUCCGGCCGCAACACGUUUACUCGGCACGAUUGGUCUGUGUGUUUCUGGCCCGUCCUUGGGCACUACGCACCGGCUCCGGGUUGGCCUUACGGACCGGUCCGCCUAGUAUCCGUAGGGAGAUGACGAACAACGCAAGGCCUCUUUAUGGUCUUUGCGGUCGUGGAGAUCAACCACGGAAUGUAGCCCUGGGUUGUCGCAAAUCCCCAAGCUUAUCGUCUGUCCGGUUGAGACCGGCCUGGAUACGCGACUCAAAGACGAGAAUGCUUCUUCAUGGCCAAGAGCUGAAGAUGCACUUGAACCGCCUGAGCCAGCUCGCGUUAUCCCGCCAACGGGGCAUGUUACGUGUCACGAAGUCUUGCUUAUUGGCGGAGGUGCGGUCGACCCCCAGUGCAGAUGUCUCGCCUGUUUCUAGCCACAUCGGGGCCUUGUCUGGCGGGUGACUUGCAACACCUGCUGGUCCGACUGGAAAACUGC
Colletotrichum phormii is the source of this 704-nucleotide messenger RNA. RefSeq lists its product as uncharacterized. Bases 215 to 670 code for a protein of 151 amino acids. The record is from RefSeq and is a predicted model, not a curated record. The transcript has a single exon. Lineage: Eukaryota; Fungi; Ascomycota; Sordariomycetes; Glomerellales; Glomerellaceae.